Molecule: messenger RNA, 1155 nt
Organism: Drechmeria coniospora
Lineage: Eukaryota; Fungi; Ascomycota; Sordariomycetes; Hypocreales; Ophiocordycipitaceae
Product: glutaminyl cyclase
Exons: 2
Coding region: 1-1155 (384 amino acids)
Molecular function (GO): zinc ion binding; glutaminyl-peptide cyclotransferase activity
Source: RefSeq, a predicted model, not a curated record
AUGAGAAUGCCGCUGCGCAGCUCUUCCCUCCCGUUGUUAGCAGCGCUGCUAUUGCUCGUCUGCGGCACGCUCGCCGUCACGACGCUCGACGAUGAUGACUUGCGCAACAUCCCUUCCCCAGGGGGCGACUUGGACUAUCGCAACGGCACCCUUCUCGCUCCGAUUCUGAUCCCCCGGGUGCCGGGAUCCGAGGGCUCCCGCAAGGCGCAGCGGCACUUUGUAGACUUCUUCAAGACGAAGCUCCCCAACUGGGAGCUGGAAUGGCAAAACUCAACGUCGAAGACGCCCGCGACCGGCAACCGAGACGUUCCUUUCUCCAACCUCAUCUUCCGCCGCGACCCCCCCGGUGCGCCGAUUGGCGAUAUAUCGAGGCUCACGCUGGUCGCCCACUACGACAGCAAGUACGAGCCAACCGGCUUCCUCGGCGCCAUCGACAGCGCCGCGCCAUGCGCCAUGCUACUGCACGUGGCAAGAAGCAUCGAGGAUGCCCUCAAGGCCAAGUGGGAUUCUGAUGGGGGGUACGACGCGAUGGAUGGCGCCAAUGGCGUGCAGAUCAUCUUGCUCGAUGGCGAGGAGGCAUUCGUCAGCUGGACAGAUGACGACUCCCUGUACGGGGCAAGGUCGUUGGCCGCCGAAUGGGAAUCGCAGGCCUACCCGCCCAAGUCCACUCACAAGACACCCCUCCAUUCGAUCGACCUCUUCGUCUUGCUGGACCUCCUCGGCUCGACAAAUCCUCGCGUUCCCUCAUACUUCCUGACGACCCACUGGGCCUACAAGAACAUGGCGGGCAUCGAGAAGCGCAUGAGGGCUCUAGGUCUCCUCGAGAGCAAAUCGGAUAAGCCCUUCCUUCCGGAGAUGGAGAAGGCCCAUGAAGCUUUCAGCGGAUGGAUGUCCAUUUCCGACGACCACGUGCCCUUCAUAAAGCGUGGUGUCAAUGUGCUACACAUCAUCCCGUCGCCCUUUCCAGAUGUCUGGCACAAGAUGGAGGACAACGGUGAGAAUCUCGAUGGCCCGACAACAAAAGACUGGGCUAAAAUUGUCACCGCCUUCACGGCCGAGUGGCUAGAUUUGAAGGGGCACAUGCCUAAGAAGGUGGUCACCGGAGAGAAGAGUAGCGUGUCUAGGAGUGUCACGAGCAUGAAAACGGAGCUGUAG